This is a messenger RNA of Trichoderma reesei QM6a, 2172 nucleotides long. RefSeq lists its product as uncharacterized. The record is from RefSeq and is a predicted model, not a curated record. The transcript has 2 exons. Gene Ontology annotation, biological process: transcription by RNA polymerase I. Lineage: Eukaryota; Fungi; Ascomycota; Sordariomycetes; Hypocreales; Hypocreaceae. Bases 1 to 2172 code for a protein of 723 amino acids.
AUGGCGCCCAAGGAGCCUUACAAGGUGCACUCGCUCAACAAGCACGUCGAAGACACCAAGAAGGGCCUCAGCGGCUCCGCCCAGUACAACCGCCGACCCAUCGCCAAGGCUGCCGCAGCGGCCGUCAAGAACGAGCCUGGCGCCCUCAACGCCGCCGUCUUCGGAAACAACAACGACAGCGACGAGUCCAGCGACAGCAGCGAGAGCGACAGUGACAGCGAUGGCGAGACUGGCGCCGACCUCCUGAAGAAGCUCGGUGCCAACGGCGCAACGCCUUCGACCGGCCCCAAGCGUCGUGGCAAGGUCGACGAGAUCGCCGACAGCGACAUUGAGCGAACCGCUUCUGCUAAGCGUGCGGCCGCUAAGAAAGAGCAGCUCGCCAAGAAGGAGUCGUCCACCUCCGAGACGUCGAGCGAUUCCUCCAGCGAGUCCGAGUCGGAACAGGAUGAACCCAAGGCAAAGGCCAACGGAGCUGUCGCAGCUCCUCAGGCUGCGGCUGGCGAGGAGUCGUCCAGCAGUAGCUCCGAGGACGAAAGCGAGGACGGCGACGAAGAGUCUGACGGCGAAGAAGAAGAAGAACCCAAAGCAGAACCCAAACCAGCUGCGAAGCAGGCGGCCACACCUGCCAAACCUGCCGCUACAAACGGCACUGCCAAGGCAGCUGCCGCAGCUGCCGAUUCGAGCAGCUCUAGCGAGGAGUCCAGCGAGGACGAGGACGAGCCUGCAAAGCCUCAGCCUACCAAGGCUCAACCCACUAAAGCUCAAUCCACCAAGGCCCAGGCUACCAAGGCGCAGACUGCCAAAGUGACGUCCGCAAAGGCUCAACCCGCCAAAGAGGUCACUGAAGAGUCAUCAUCCGACUCUGAAGACAGCGAUGCGCAAGCCGACGAAUCAAUGGGACUUUCAGAUCGUGAGACGGAGACCCAGGUCGCAGUCCCGAACUUCAUUGCCCCUGACUUCACGCUUCGCAAGGGAGACGAUGGAGCCAACGGCCAGGACGUGGCGCGAAUCUGCAACGAGGCAAACCUCCAGGGCAAGCAAUUCUGGUACUUUACAGUGCCGUCUAACGUCCCCGUCUCUGUCAUCGAAAACAUCGAAAUCCCCAUGGACCGUUCGCAGCUCGGCAGUCGCGUCUUCUCGCAUGACGGCCAAGACUAUGGCGUCUCCUUUGACACCAUCUCGACCAGAAGCUCGAUUCAGAUUUUGAUUCCUUCCAGCAGCGAUUCGAAUUACCAACCUGCACGCCAGCAAGUUGCUCAGACAAUGCACAUCAAGAGGAUUGCCAACCUCGGAGGUGCAGCCGCUUCAACUGCCGGCCCCGAGCCUCGUCGGGCCGCUCGGCCGCAGCCAAAGGGCCUCAAGGCCAGAUACCAGCCGUUCGGCGUCAAUACUCCCAUGGGCAACAUCGGAGCAGAUGCUUCUGGAGACGAAGAUGUUGAGAUGGAUGAGGCGCCUGCAGCAGUAGCGACCCCCAAGCCUGCCAAGAAGGAGAAGAAGAGCAAGAAGGAUGAUGCCAAACUGUCUGAGAGCAAAGACAAGAAGAAGGAUGCUGAUGUCGCUGCCACGCCCAAAGCUGCGGAUGUGAAGACCCCCAAGGCUGAUCGCAAGGGCAAGAGAAAGCACACCAACUCUGAAGACGAUGCUGUGGCAGCGGAGGCGCAACUCAAGGAAGACAUUUCUUCGGCAAAGGGCAAGAGCAAGAAGCAGAAGACGGCCAGGGCUAGCAGUCCCGAACUCGGAGCAGAGCUUCCCCCCAUGCCAAAGAAGCAGACCCCCAUCGCACCGCCCACUAUCCCGUCGUCGUCGGCCUAUUCCUUUUCGAACCUUUCAUCGUCAGCUACAGCUGUUGCUACUCCCUCCAAGGCUGCAACCGCCACUCCUAGCACUGCUAAGAAGUCGACCAAGAAGACGAAGCCCGAGACUCCUGUGCCCGCACCUCGACAGACUGCAGUCCCGCUGCCUAGCAUCCCACUGACUGCCCGACCUAAGGAAUCGCCUGUUCCUCUCCCCCCUUCUGCCGCUUUUGCUACACCUGUGCAGUCGAAGAGCAAGAAGAGCAAGGCGAGCAAAGACGAGGCCAAUGCAACUGGCUCUUCGCAGCAGAGCCCUCCGCCAAGUGCUCAGGGUGGUGAUAAGAAGAAGGCUGCCAUCAAAGUCAAGGGAUCGGGAUAG